AUGGCGCGACUCAUGAGUCAGCCCAGUGCGUCCAAGCCCUUCACAUGGACCACUGUGUUCUACCUUCUUUUUGUCUUGAUUGCGCCUCUGGCUCUGUUUGGUUCCACUGCUCACGCUGAGGAAAACAGCUCCGUGGAGGAGUAUGGCUCUGUUAUCGGUAUUGAUUUGGGAACUACCUACUCUUGUGUUGGUGUGAUGCAGAAUGGUAAAGUCGAGAUCCUUACCAACGACCAAGGAAACCGAAUUACUCCCUCAUACGUCGCCUGGAACGACGAGGAACGUCUUGUCGGUGACGCCGCAAAGAACCAAUACGCAGCAAACCCUACCCGCACUGUCUUCGAUGUCAAGCGAUUGAUUGGUCGCAAGUUCGAUGAGAAGGAUGUGCAGAAGGACUCUAAGAACUUCCCUUUCAAGAUUGUCAACAAGGAUGGCAAGCCUAACGUGAAGGUCGAAGUUAACAACACUCCUAAGAUCUUCACCCCCGAGGAGGUCUCGGCCAUGAUCCUCGGAAAGAUGAAGGAGAUUGCCGAGAGCUAUCUUGGCAAGAAGGUCACCCACGCCGUUGUUACUGUUCCCGCCUACUUCAAUGACGCUCAACGUCAGGCUACCAAGGACGCCGGCACUAUUGCCGGUCUAAACGUUCUCCGCGUUGUCAACGAGCCCACCGCCGCCGCUAUCGCCUAUGGUUUGGAUCAGACCGGUGAUGAGCGCCAGGUCAUUGUGUACGAUCUCGGAGGUGGUACCUUCGAUGUGUCUCUUCUGUCUAUUGAUAACGGUGUUUUCGAGGUUCUGGCUACCGCUGGUGACACUCACCUCGGUGGUGAGGAUUUCGACCACCGGGUCAUGGACUACCUUGUUAAGCAAUAUAACAAGAAGAAUGACGUUGAUGUUACUAAGGAUCUGAAGUCUAUGGGUAAGCUGAAGCGCGAGGUUGAGAAGGCUAAGCGUACUCUGUCUUCCCAGAAGUCUACUCAAAUUGAAAUUGAGUCCUUCCACAACGGCAACGAUCUCUCUGAGACCCUCACCCGGGCUAAGUUCGAGGAGCUGAACAUCGAUCUGUUCAAGCGCACUCUUAAGCCUGUCGAGCAGGUGCUCAAGGAUGCCAAGGUUAAGAAGUCCGAGAUUGAUGACAUUGUUUUGGUUGGUGGUUCUACUCGUAUCCCCAAGGUUCAGUCUCUCCUUGAGGAGUUCUUCGGUGGUAAGAAGGCCAGCAAGAACAUCAACCCCGACGAGGCUGUCGCUUUCGGUGCCGCUGUCCAAGGAGGUGUUCUCUCCGGAGACUCCGCUACCACUAACGUCGUUCUUAUGGACGUUAACCCCCUUACUCUGGGUAUUGAGACCACCGGUGGAGUGAUGACCAAGCUUAUCACCCGUAACACUGUCAUCCCCACCCGCAAGUCGCAGAUCUUCUCGACUGCUGCUGAUAACCAGCCCACCGUCUUGAUCCAGGUGUUCGAGGGUGAGCGCUCCAUGACUAAGGACAACAACCAGCUUGGCCGUUUCGAGCUUACUGGUAUUCCCCCCGCUCCUCGCGGUGUCCCUCAAAUCGAGGUCGCCUUCGACCUGGAUGCCAACGGUAUCCUCAAGGUCAGCGCCAGCGACAAGGGCACCGGCAAGGCUGAGUCUAUCACCAUCACCAACGACAAGGGUCGCCUCACUCCUGAGGAGAUUGAGCGCAUGGUCGCUGAGGCUGAGGAGUUCGCCGAGGAGGACAAGGCCAUGAAGGCUAAGAUUGAAGCCCGUAACGGCCUCGAGAACUACGCCUUCAGCCUUAAGAACCAGGUUGGCGACGAUUCUGGUCUUGGUGGCCAGAUCGAUGAGGACGACAAGCAAACUAUUCUUGAUGCUGUCAAGGAGACCAUUGACUGGCUCGAGGACAACGCUGCCACUGCGACCGCCGAGGACUUCGAGGAGCAGAAGGAACAACUCUCUGGCGUUGCCUACCCCAUUACCAGCAAAUUGUACGGCUCUGGUGCUCCCCCUGAGGACGAUGAGCCCUUGGACCAUGACGAACUGUAA
Penicillium taxi is the source of this 2019-nucleotide messenger RNA. It is a transcript of the gene bipA, whose product is annotated as Hsp70 family ATPase KAR2. The transcript has 3 exons. Gene Ontology annotation, biological process: endoplasmic reticulum unfolded protein response; cellular response to unfolded protein; protein refolding. Lineage: Eukaryota; Fungi; Ascomycota; Eurotiomycetes; Eurotiales; Aspergillaceae. Gene Ontology annotation, molecular function: heat shock protein binding; ATP-dependent protein folding chaperone; ATP hydrolysis activity. Gene Ontology annotation, cellular component: membrane; cytoplasm; nucleus. The record is from RefSeq and is a predicted model, not a curated record. The coding region runs from base 1 to 2019 and encodes 672 amino acids.